Molecule: messenger RNA, 3893 nt
Organism: Limulus polyphemus (Atlantic horseshoe crab)
Lineage: Eukaryota; Metazoa; Arthropoda; Merostomata; Xiphosura; Limulidae
Product: hemicentin-1-like
Exons: 13
Coding region: 251-2773 (840 amino acids)
Molecular function (GO): protein binding
Source: RefSeq, a predicted model, not a curated record
ACUUAUAACUUGCUUAUCUUUACUCAAGUCAAUCAAUGCACGUACCCUCACUGCUUACAGAAGAAGGCUGAUUUCUGACAGUAUACAAUACUACUUAUACAGCUAUGAACGUGGCCCAAUUCAAUGGUUCGAAUAUUACAUCAGACUUCCACAGUUUGAAAAAUAAACCAAAUUUUCUCUUCUUUUAACAUAAAGAGGAACAGCUAAGUACAGUAAACUGACGUCAUUAUUUGCUGUUUCAUCCAGAGAAAUGUCUGGAAAAAAGAAUUUACAUAAAAACAAACCUCGCAUGUUGAAAUUCUAUUUGCUUUAUUUCAUCGAGGCUAUCCUUGUCCAAAAGGCGCAAAAUGCAGUAGUGGAGAAAGUGAUUGGUGUGGUAGGUAUGAAAGUGGCUAUCCCUUGUAACAUUACACCACCCAGUCCAAAUGAUGACGUUUCAUUAGUUCUGUGGUAUCGUGGAGACACAUCUAAUCCCCUCUAUAGCUUCGAUGCCCGAAGAGGCAACACGGACCGAGGCCGACAUUCUCCGACAGACAGUCUCUCGAAUCGUGCCAUGUUCAGUGUUAUUGACAGACCGGCUGUUUUGAUAUUGGAUCCCGUUAGACCAGGAGAUGCUGGGACCUACAAAUGUCGUGUAGAUUUUCGUAUCGCCAGAACGAGAUAUUCGGAGGCUGAGCUUUCCGUUACCAUUCCUCCAAAUAAACCAGUGGUAACUGAUGUGAACGGGCAGGUGUUGGAGAGCUUGGUGGGUCCCUACAAUGAAGGAGAAAGCUUGACACUUGUAUGUGAGACAGAAGGAGGUAAACCCCUGCCUUCUGUAUCUUGGUGGAGAGAGUCUGUACUCCUGGACGAUACGUAUGAGAUUAUCUCAAGGAACAUAGUGAAAAACACUCUUGUGAUUCCAGCGUUGCAGCGUCAGCACUUGAUGGCAACCUUCUCUUGCCAAGCGUUGAACAACAACCAGUCCUUACCACAGACUUCAACCGUGACAGUGGACAUGAACUUUAGACCUUUCGCUGUGCAGAUCUUAGAUAAAGAUCGCCCACUUUCUGCAGAACAUUCUACAGAUCUGAGAUGUCAAGCUAUUGGGUCUAGACCGCCUGCCAAAAUAACUUGGUGGAAAGGAAGCAAGCAACUUAAAAGUACAAAAACAGUUACGCCACCAAACCAGAGCACCAACGGAAAUAUAACCAUCAGUGUACUGACCAUCACACCUACAAGCGAUGACAAUGGCAAAUAUCUGUCUUGUCGAGCAGAAAAUCAUCUAAUUCCUGGAAGUGCUGUCGAAGAUGGCUGGAAGCUCGACAUUUAUUUCGUUCCACAAAUGUCACUUCGUCUCGGAAGUAAACUUCGUCACAGCCAUAUCCAGGAAGGAAAUGACGUUUACUUCGAAUGCAAUAUUCGAGCUUAUCCUUCAGUGACGGAUAUCAGCUGGCGUUUCGAAGGUCGUGAGCUCCAGACCAAUACGUCAGCAGGCGUAAUCAUCAGCAACCAAUCUUUGGUGCUCCAGAAAGUUCAGCGUUCUAGUAGAGGGCGCUAUACUUGCCUAGCUACCAACAGUGAAGGGCAAGGAGAAAGUAAUUCAGUGUUUCUAAGAGUGCAAUAUGCACCUCGAUGUGAGAAGGACCAGAAGUUUUUCUAUGGAGCUGCGAUGAAUGAGGCAGUAAAAAUAUCCUGCAAGUUAGACGCAGAUCCAACGGAUGUACAAUUUGAAUGGAAGUUGAAUAACAGUCGGGAGGUGGUGGACAUUAUCAAUUUUGUCAAUGAUGGAGCUACAAGUUACGCCACAAUCAUUCCACGAAAUCAGUAUGAUUAUGGCUCAUUAUAUUGUUGGGGUAAAAACACAGCAGGAACACAAAAAACCUCAUGUAAAUUCAGUGUAAUUCCUGCCGGUGUUCCGGAAACUUUAUAUAACUGCACAGUCACAAACCAGACAGACUCUUCGUUUCGGAUAGAAUGCGUGGAAGGCUACGACGGCGGCAUGAGCCAACAUUUCAUAAUGGAAGUCCAUGAUACAACGCACAAUGUAAUUCGAGCAAAUUUAACAUCCAAUUCUCCAGUGUUCCAAGCAACAGAUCUGCCUCCUGGAGCCAGUUUUGUAGCAGUUUUAUAUGCUGUUAACAAAAAAGGCAGGGGAGAAGCAGUCAUCCUCCGUUCUGGUACCCUAAAAGUCCCUGAAACUCUUACUCAAAAAGAUACCCACUGGAAAGUCACUCUCAACCCUUUACUUAUCAUUCUUAGUGGCAUAGUUGGUGGGCUUGUCUUAGUGGCUGUAUUAAUCGUAUUCGUGCUAAAGUUUCGUGGGAGGAAUGGAAAUCAUCAAAGAAAAAAUCGAAAUGAAAGCUUUCAUCUCCACCUUAGGAAAGAAACUGUAUCAGAAAAAUAUGACGAGCCAGAAGAAAAGUUAGAAGUAUUAGCCACAAGAAAAAAAUGUCCAGAUAUUAUACCAGGUGUUGCAAUAGGGGGAAAUCAUGUAACAUGUUCGAAUACUUACGACGAUUUCAAAGAAGAUUACGACCCCCCAGCAGGUGACUUGUGGACAGCAAAUAAACAAUUAGCUGAUAACCAAAGACUCGAAAUGGCACCAUUAUCAACACAUUCUCAACUAAAACACGAUGAGAAGGAAUAUAUUGAAGCGCAAAGUUGUUGGUCCUCAUCCCACCCACAAAAAAGAGGUGUUCGUGUCCUUCCUACUCCACCAGUUCAUACGUUUGUCUAUGACACUGGCCAACCUGAUCUUCCUUUACUCUCUCCCCGACAAACGGACGUCUGAGGAACUCCCGUCCAAAGUCGAGCACACAAAUCCAUCGGUAUGUGGUCUUAUCGGUCUGUAUGUUGUUAUUCUAUUAACAGUAAGAGUUGCGUAGCAAUGAAUGUCUGCAGACCGAGGCGAUAACCUUCCUUAAAACUGGCCCAAUGUGGAGCAUUUACGACAAAUAUUCAAUAAAGUUUGUUGUUAAUUUGCUGGCUUUACUGUACAAACCGACAAUGACAUUGCAACCAUAUUUAUUUAAAUGAGUAAGAAGUUGAUAUUUCUAUUUAUCCAGGCUUGUGAUAGAACACGCAUUCAUUCAGAACGUCUUGAGCAAUUUAUACUACAAUAUUGUGGUCAUAUUGUGUAUAUUGUGUCUUUCUUUGAAGUAUUUAUGAAGUGCUGUCUGUGACAUACUUAUAUGGUGAUAUUCUAGAAACACUCACUGUUAACGACUGAUUCAAGAUAUAUAUAUAUAUCUGUUUCCUUUGUUGUAGCAAAUUGUAUUUUAAGAGUAUUUCUGCAAGGUUUCUGCAGGCGUCACACAAACGACUGUAUAUAUCUGAUCAACGUAUAUAGCACAUUUGUGCAUGUGAAUUGGACGUAAAACUGCAGUAAAACUCAUGACAGUACAGUACAUUUAGCUUAAUCAUCCUCUCGUCUGUAGCAGUUUUAAAACUCAGAAUUUUUAAAUCACAUAUAGUUUUGAAUAAGAUAACAGGUCAAUAAUAUUCCCCAGCAAGCGGAAGGAUGGAAAUUCGUAAACUUAGAAGAACGUUUAAAAGAUAUAAAAGCUUUGCACACACAAAAUAUUAAGAUAGCCCAACCAUCUAUGGGAAUACUAACUAUAGCCAAUCCAAAUCCUCAAAUCUCAGAAGAAAGGACUACCAUUAAUGGACUACUUUAAGCGAGUAAAUGGACGUAUCUUUGACGAGAAUGCUGGAUAGAAACCUUGCAGUUUACUAGUGAAGUGUUUUUUUUUCCUAUAUAGAGCAAUGACGUUUGUGAUAGUAUGUCUUCAUAUCGAUUUUCUAGUCUACAGCUUUAGUAUAAAGUAUAUUUUAGUUUUCACGAUAUAUUUGUUUCUUCUGAGUUUCCAUAACAAUUUAAACAACCUUUAAGAACUUCUGAGAUAUUAACA